GCCCGCUAGCUGUUCUUUCGCUGCUGUCGCACUCGCCUUGACACUUCCGCGCAUACCAGCAUAGCAUAGCAUCUUGCAUUGAUCUCACGCAAAACAUCUCUUACACCAAACCCAACUCUUUCAUUCACAAUGGCCGUCGACGCUGCUACCCCCUCUUCGCCCGUUCCGAUCCCCGAAUUGACCAAGAUCGCCACCGAGGCCUGCGACACCGCCCUCAAAGAUGUGACCGAAUACGAACACACCAAAGUCGGCGACUGGAACUCUCAAAUCAUUAACACCAUCCUGAAAGCUCUCAUCACUGCCACCGCCCCCUCUACUCCCUCGACCGCCCCUCCCUACCGCUUCACCGUGAACAGCACCAUCGUGCAACAAGGCCUCAUCGACAAGUCCGCCGCCGCUGACGGCGCGACCAGCAACACCGGCAAGCGCGGGAUGCACUCUGCGUCCGGAGCUUUCUGGGAUGUGAAUCGCGAUGGUAUGUGGACGUUCAAGUAUCCUGGCGCUGAGGAACGGGGUCUGGACGUUGUUGUUAGCGUGACGUGGUUUGCGCUGGGUUAGGAGGGUUAUCGAUUUUCAAUGUUUCUUGCUGGAGAUGGAUGGGUUGGGGAAUUUCUUUCCAUAUAGAGUAAUGAAUUGAAGGGGAGUUUUUUGAAGUCUUUUGGUUAUUUUGUUCCUUUUUUUUUUCUAUGUGGCUGGUUUGUUGUAUGAAAUGAAGGGAGAUAUUUGAUGCGAUUUGGUGGGUGGCUUUCUGUUUCUAGGUUUCCUGCUCAUUGGAUUGUGUGUAGUAAGUAGCCAGCUGGUGUCAAGUUAUUCCUACGGGAUGGGUG
Molecule: messenger RNA, 827 nt
Organism: Aspergillus neoniger CBS 115656
Lineage: Eukaryota; Fungi; Ascomycota; Eurotiomycetes; Eurotiales; Aspergillaceae
Product: dynein light chain Tctex-type family protein
Exons: 5
Coding region: 130-558 (142 amino acids)
Biological process (GO): microtubule-based movement
Cellular component (GO): cytoplasmic dynein complex; cytoplasm
Molecular function (GO): dynein intermediate chain binding
Source: RefSeq, a predicted model, not a curated record